AUGGCAGACAAGAAAGAGUUGACCUACUCUGAUGUCUCGGAGCACAACUCCAAGAAGGACCUCUACAUGGUCAUUCACGACAAGGUCUACGAUGCCACGAGCUUUGUAGACGAGCACCCAGGUGGUGAGGAAGUCCUCCUCGACAUCGGCGGUCAAGACGCGACAGAAGCCUUUGAAGAUGUAGGCCACUCAGACGAAGCCCGCGAGAUCCUCGACGGCAUGCUCGUCGGAACACUAAAGCGCAGAGAAGGCGACCCGAAACCAAAGGCCUAUGCCCUGGCCUCUGCCUCCACCGUCAUGAACACCGAUGGCGCGUCGACUGGCGUCGGUCUCUAUGCUAUGAUUUUGAUUGGUGGUGCUUUGGCGUUUGCGGCUUACACGAUGAUGAAUAAGCAGGGUUCGGAGUAG
This is a messenger RNA of Plenodomus lingam JN3, 408 nucleotides long. The record is from RefSeq and is a predicted model, not a curated record. Lineage: Eukaryota; Fungi; Ascomycota; Dothideomycetes; Pleosporales; Leptosphaeriaceae.